AUGGCGACGCAUCAGAACACCUUCAGCGUCAUCUCAAAUGGAGGCGGCUCACGCGAUGGUGCUCCGGGCAAACCGCCGAUGACAUCGAAACAGGCCCAAAAUCUCUACAAACAGGCGAACAAGGUUCCCCGACGCACGAAGGCCGAACAGCGUAAAUGGGAGAAGGAGAGACAGGAGGAGCUCAAGAAAGAGCUGGAGAGAGAACGUGCUGCGGUCAAGGCGAAACAGGCUCGAGAACGCAAGAAGGCGAAGGAAGAGGAGGCCCGAGAGAACAGACGACGACAGGGACAGCCUUUGGUCGACUGUCGGCCAAGCCAAGAUACGAUUGCCAGAUUCGUGCGUGGAAAUGGCACCAACAGAAAGAGGGAUUCUUCGGGAGAAUCAAUACCAGAGGAGCAUACCAAUGCGCUGUCAGAGGCUGAACCUUUGCCGCUCCCUCUCAAGAAGAGCAAGAUAACACCGCCACAGCCGGUUUCUCCUCCAGAUUGCCAAUCGACGGUUACCUCCAUGCCUCCGCCUCCUCGGCCGUCGCAAAAGCCUCGGCCGACGACUUCAAUGCCCAUGGCAUCCCACUUCAAGGCCCCAUCGGCCCCUAAGGCGGCCCCUGGUGCGCCAUCAAUGCGAGCGCCUCCUAUUUUCAAGGCUCCUGUAGUCGCGCCAACGCAGGGCCGCACAAAUCCUCCUGUGAUCAUGCCAAAACCAGCUUCAAAGCCGAAACCCAAGCCGUUCAUGAUGCCCAGGGGGAUUCUGCCAGCCCAGAUACCUGCCCGCCAGAAGUCAAUCAAGCAAGAGAAAGCCAACCCUCCACUCGUGAAGGACAAGUCUAUCGAGAAAGGCACAGAAGAGAAGAAGGCAGUGGAUCGGCCACUGAAGCCACCGGAGAUGGAGCAUCAACCUGGAGUGGAGAAGAAACUUUUGGCCGAAAAGACACCUCCUAUCGAAAAGCAUGAGAACCCUUCUGAGCACUAUUCUUCAGUUAUAAAGAGAUCAGCCAGACCGACGGAAAGGCAGAAUGGGGAACCAAGGCCAAAGCCAAAGUUCGAGUCAUCUCAAAUGCCUCCACCACCGAGACCGUUACCGCGCGUGGCGACUCCCCAAAUAUCUUCGCCGAAGAUGCCUCCUCCACCACUACCAACAAAGACGCAGAUGCCUCCUCCACAGGCGCCUCCAGACAGGCAGGCGUCUUUCAUGCCACCGCCGAGCACCCAGGCUAUCAUCCAGGACUGUUUCGAUGACUUUUUCCCGACCGCCUCGCAGCUCGCCAUGGAGCUAGAAGAUGAUGGACCAGAGAGCCGUUCGCGAGAGACCGUUGAUCGACAUCUUGAGGAGUUGAACACGAAGGAAGGAGUUAUUGACGAGAACGGCCCGCAUUUACGGAAUCCAGGGGCUGGAAGUCGAUCUGUCCAGAACAAGGGCCAGGGAGCAACAGAUCACUACGACAAGAAACCGCUCGCCAAGACUCCUGUGAUCCCCAAUGAUCAUAGACGCCUUCGGCAGCCUUUGAGCGACCGCCAUAAUGGGCCAAACACUACAUUGCAGUCGAAGUUGCCUUCAUCAAAACAGCAGCAAGCGCAUGCCUUGCGACAGGAGAGUCGACGUGGACCGCCGCCAUUCAAAGCAGACGGGCGGGAGCAAGCUUUUAGUGCCCGCUCAACACCGAUCGAGACACAUCCUACAACAAACGAUACACACAAGAAAACAGCACAACACAGAAACCUACCCCAACAGACCACACCCAUACCCCACAAACCCAGGAGCGUCCUCCGAGAGACCAACUGCAACCGCGUCCCUGAGGUCAAGGGCUCUGUUACGACAAAGCCUGCUCAAUUCGACGACUUCUUUCCUCUGAUUUGUACGCAAGACCUUAUGAUGUCUUCUCAGGAGGUCAUGGAGAUAGAGUCCCCAGCUAGGAUGGACGGCGAGCUCUCCUCUGGAGGGACUUCAACGGGACGGGAAUACCAGCCGUCACCUCUGAUCGAGAUGGACCUAGCGGCUAUUGACUGGGAUGAUGACCUGGAUGAUUUUUGA
Messenger RNA from Colletotrichum karsti, 2028 nucleotides. RefSeq lists its product as uncharacterized. The transcript has a single exon. The record is from RefSeq and is a predicted model, not a curated record. NCBI's taxonomy places the organism in Eukaryota, Fungi, Ascomycota, Sordariomycetes, Glomerellales, Glomerellaceae. The coding region runs from base 1 to 2028 and encodes 675 amino acids.